AAGAACAAGAAGAAGAGAUUAUGGGAUUGUGCAAGCUGGUGGAUGCGAUCCUUCUCCUCUUCUUCCUGGUUGUAGCAGUGGUAGCUCCACUCAUGGACUCCCAGACUUGUCUACCAGUGCAAUUGUUUCCCGAUUUCCUCGUCGACCUCAAAUCCUGGUAUGCCCGUGAGUACGGUGAUUACCUGAUAGUUGAGAAGCCCGAUUUCUUCGUAGGCCUCGUUUGGCUAGAGCUUCUUCUCCAAUGGCCCCUCUGCAUUGCCAACCUUUACGCCAUUCUCACCAGGAAGUCCUGGCUGAGCACCACUUGCUUGAUCUAUGGCGUCUCCACUUCCACUUCCAUGAUUGCGAUUUUAGGGGAACUGAUGGGUUCGGGAAAGGCAUCGGGCAAGCUCCUCACGUUGUAUUCCCCGUUCUUGGGUUUUGCUAUCCUUGCGGUUCUGCGUGGGCUUGUGCCAAACGGGGGCAGGAGCAGGACUCCUACUUCAAUGAAUGCCGCAGGAGCAAAAAUGGCUAGGAAAAAGAAAGCAUGAGGGUACACACUAGACUCCAUCAAUCCAUCUUCAUUUUUUUUUUUCGAUUUUUGAAUUUGUACUUCUAGCAUUCUUGAAAAAGGAAAAACUUUCCUUAUUCUCAUAGU
This is a messenger RNA of Telopea speciosissima, 637 nucleotides long. Its product is annotated as sigma intracellular receptor 2-like. The transcript has 2 exons. Gene Ontology annotation, cellular component: endoplasmic reticulum. The coding region runs from base 21 to 530 and encodes 169 amino acids. Lineage: Eukaryota; Viridiplantae; Streptophyta; Magnoliopsida; Proteales; Proteaceae. The record is from RefSeq and is a predicted model, not a curated record.